Molecule: messenger RNA, 1362 nt
Organism: Aureobasidium musti
Lineage: Eukaryota; Fungi; Ascomycota; Dothideomycetes; Dothideales; Saccotheciaceae
Source: the annotation of a GenBank genome assembly
AUGCGCAACGUCAUCCCUGCUCUCGCGGCGCUCGGUGCCUUCGCGUGUGCACAGUCGACUUCGAUCGACGUGGAAUCUAUCUCUGUCACGAUUCCCACCAGUGUCUUCGCUCUCCCAGUAGUGUAUGUGACCAAAGAGGGAAGUCCUCCCUUGACAGCCACCACUCUGGCGUCCACUGCGACUGCCGUAUCUGACCCUAUGGCCACUGAUGUUUUUGACUCUGCCGCCGAUGCCUCCGCAGCAAUCCUUUCUGCCACCCCGUCUUCCAUCGGUCUGAUCAAGCGUGACUCGACGACUUGCAUCCCGCAGCCCACUGGAAUUAGCUAUAAUUCUAACCCUGACACUGCUGCCGCAUUUGCAGCUGAUCAUUAUUAUAUGGAUCAAUCUGUUAAAGCCCAGGCUCCCCCUGGCUUUACUGAGACUUUCAAGAACCUUACUGCCUCCAACUCCGCCGAUAACUACAUGGGAUUCACCCUCAUGUCCUCAUACGAUGUCAGCGCCUGCGUUGGUGAUUGUUCAGCAAUCACUGGAUGCAAUAGCGUCAACAUCUGUAAGUCGCUAGUUCGAAUAGAAUGGACGGUAUGGCUAACCACAUCAGACUUCGAACGUGAUCCUAGUGUCAAUCCUGACUCUCCCAACUGUGCCAACCCCAAUUCAACAAUCAAUAUAAAGUGCGUUUACUGGGGAGGUGCUGUCACUGCAGCCAACGCCAACAACUUUGGCCAAUGGCGCGACGAAUUUCAAGUUCUGAUUGCUGGUUCGAAUGGAUACGUCAACUCUACCUACGCAGCUCAGCUAGCCGGCGUUCCAUCCGUUUCUUCGUCAAGCACUGCCGCUUCAAGUACCUCAGCAUCCAGCACCUUCACGACCGUCACUGUGCCCGCCUCAUCGACUUCGACCAUGCUUCCUGCAUCAAGCACUACUUCCUCCCCCAGCUCCUCCUCUACCCUGACUGCUCCUUUCUACAUCUCUAACGGCACUGGUCAGUACAUCGCCGUUAGCAGCGGUCAAAUGGGCAAUACCAGCUUUGUUAGUUCUGUCGCCUUGGCAACCAAAUUCCAGCUCGACAAGAAUACCGGCUACCUGCUCGAAGCAACUGGAAGCAUUGGUUACGCUGCUAGUCUCUGGACAAGCAGCAGUAACGCUCAGAAAUUGUACUUCAAUUCUGUUGAUCAGUCCAACCUCAAGUACCUUACUUGCGUCCAGCAGACAGCGAGUAGCUCGCUGCAAUGUACUGCAGACACCAACAACAAGGUCCAGGUUGCUCAGAUCUGCUCUGCAGACGGCUAUAGUAGUCUGUGGUUCGCUUCAUCUGUUGACAAGAACUGUAAACCUGUCACGCUUACCUACAUUUCUGCUUGA